Messenger RNA from Leucoraja erinaceus (little skate), 709 nucleotides. Its product is annotated as neurexin-1-like. The transcript is spliced from 6 exons. The record is from RefSeq and is a predicted model, not a curated record. NCBI's taxonomy places the organism in Eukaryota, Metazoa, Chordata, Chondrichthyes, Rajiformes, Rajidae. Bases 11 to 709 code for a protein of 232 amino acids.
AGAACACGCGAUGGAAGGUCCAGCUCACCUGAUGUUAAGCAGCCAAGCAGCCAAGGAGGAGUCUGUGGCCACCUUCAAGGGCACCGAGUUCUUCUGCUACGACCUGUCCCACAAUCCCAUCCAGAGUAGCAGCGACGAGAUCACCCUGUCCUUCAAGACUCUGCAGCGCAACGGGCUCAUCCUGCACACGGGCAAGUCGGCCGACUAUGUCAACCUGGCACUGAAGAACGGGGCCGUCUCGCUGGUCAUCAACCUGGGCUCCGGGGCCUUCGAGGCCCUGGUCGAACCCGUCAACGGGAAGUUCAACGACAACAACUGGCAUGACGUGAGGGUUACACGGAAUCUCCGUCAGCACUCAGGCAUUGGACACGCAAUGGUAAACAAACUGCAUUAUCUGGUAGAUAUCAUUCUUACUGUCUUAUCGUUUAGACCCCUCGAAAAACACCCCUCUGGUAAACGGUGGCUGGAAUCCGAGCAUUUCCCUUCCGGCCCAACGCCAACAGAUGAGUUUCACGAUGAUGCGGGGUCUGAUGGCUUGAAGAGAAAGGAAGGAAGCUUAGAGUUGACCAGAGUUUCUGGAGCAACCUUCAAACCAUCAGACCCUGUGCUCCACUCUCCUCAGUUGCUGCAAGGUGUGCCUAAUGAAAGCAGACAUGAAAAUUGGACAGCCUCCGCUCAGUCUGGGAAGGACAUUAUUGCCAUAGCUUAG